AUGCCCGGCGCUUCCUCUCCCACCGCGACUGCGACAGCAGCGGCAGAUUGUCUUCUGGGUGAGAAUUCUCUCAGGCACCAGCGCAGCCGCAAUGCGGCCGUGCGACGACACACGCCAAGUACGGCGCCACAGUCGAGUCAAAAUGACCACCACCACCACCACCACCACCACUACCACUACCACUAUCAACAUCAACGCCAUCAUCAGCAGCUGCAGCAACAGCAAAAUGAGAAUUUGUUGGCGCACAUGACGCCUGCAAAUGCGCAGUUUGUGCCGCUGCUGCCACCUCGUAUCCAUUCCAUACUGUACCAUCGCUUUGUGGGGCACACCGCGGAGUCUUCCUCGUCGCAAUGGCAUGGGGCGCAAGUCGUGCCCGCGGGCGGAUCCCUCCCCUUUCCGGCAACUUGCUUGCGGACUCCAUCCGGCCCAGGUCGUCAGUUACAGUCUCAUGCCACCUGCAACUUCCCUGCCACCGUGCCCGCGAACCGGCGGGCCUCAACUUUCUCCGAGGAGGCAGGGGCGAUGCCGGUUCGAGUAACUGUGAUAACCCCUUCGCCGUAUUCGGAAAACGCCUCGCUUGGUAACGGCUCCGUCUCUCCCGCCACCACACGGGGAUGCCAAACGACGGAAACAAAAAGGCGACUGUACACCUCUCCGAUGAUGUACUCGCCAGGCGUCAGUCCUUCCAGAGGCAUCGGGCACUCCUCCGUGGAACUCACGGGGCGAGCGUUAGAGAAGGAGUUGAGAGCCGCCGAGAAGGACGACUUGCUGCAGGUGCUUCUAGAACUGAGUAGCUGCAACCAAGAGGCGGCCUGCUUCAUUCAAAGCAAGGCCAGCCUGUUUUCACUUCGGCGCGCCACCAUGUCUGGAAGGAAGCAGGGCGAGAAUACUGACAGUGCCCCUGCAAGUGAAGCUGCGGCGACAACUACGAACACCGCCGCAUCCGUCCCGGACAAAGCUCCUGAACGGCUACCAAAGGGCGUCAGUUUUGGAAUCCUCGAUAGAUGCUGUGACUCGACCCAUGUAACGCCCAGCAAGCCACUGACGUUUGAGGCAGACACAUCUUUGUCCAACAGCUGUGAAAAGUUUACUUCCGCAGGGGGUGCGUCGCCAGCGAACCUAUCCUCGCGCGAUACAGCUUCGAUGCAGGUGCGUCUAUUAACUCCGUCCAAGCAAAGUGUUGUUCAGGAAGGUGGUGAAAAGAAGCGCACCUCCGCCCAGGGCGUCCUUGCGGAAGCAUGCGUGAAGGCGGAGGAUCGCCCGUGGUGCAACGAAGUUCAUCCGUGUUUGCGUUGGUACAGAUCCUGUCGACACCCGACGAGCUGCCCGUUCGCCUCGAUGCCGCAGAAUCUAUGCUUGAACUGGGUCCGUGGCUCCUGCAUGCUGGGGGCGGAGUGCAGCGGCGUCCACCGCCUGCCUGACACAUGUCCCUCCGACGUACUGACGUUAUUUGAGCUUUGCCACGGCGCCGACCGUGCUGCCGUGGCGCACGAGAAAUUGCAACCACAACUACUCCAGCAGCAGCAGCAGCAGCAGCUUCAUCCUAAUUGUAUUCCUACGCAUGCUGUCUGUGCCGUUCCCAAUUUGCAAAGGUGCGAAGGUCCCAGCACGCCCGUCGUGCAAAUCAUUUCUGAUUAUGGGGGCAUGCCUGCGAGCCUGGAGCACCAUUAUCACGAGUUGCGCCACUGGCACCAAGAAACUGCGCUGCCCAGCCAAGAGCAGCAGGGCGAGGAUGGAAACUGCCGCUGCCGAAGCUGCCGUACCCCAAGUACAGAAUUCGAUUCUCCGGGGCGAGGUCGGGAGGAACAAUUAUGGGAGCAGUCGCAAUAUUCACCGCCAACGGCGGCACAGCCCGUAUCGCGCUGCUUAGAUGCGAGUUUUACUGCCGCAGAAUGCUUAGAGAACACCAUCGCAGGUGAAGUAACGUCCACACCGUCUUGGAGAGAGUCUGCCAGUAAUUCGACACUUCAAAUUGUUGCCGCAUGUGGGGCUUGGGACGAAGAAGAAGGCACGGAAUUCUUCCCACUUCAGCACACACGCACGCGCACGCAGUCCCCUGUGGUACCAUAG
This is a messenger RNA of Trypanosoma conorhini, 2070 nucleotides long. RefSeq names its product glucoamylase-like protein. The transcript has a single exon. Gene Ontology annotation, molecular function: metal ion binding. The record is from RefSeq and is a predicted model, not a curated record. Lineage: Eukaryota; Euglenozoa; Kinetoplastea; Trypanosomatida; Trypanosomatidae. Bases 1 to 2070 code for a protein of 689 amino acids.